AUGGAGCCAACACGGACCAAGGUUAUCUACUUUGAUCUGGACGGCACACUGUUCGAUCACGACCAUUCGCUACGACAGGCGAUAUCAGCCAUACACAAGAAAUACAGUGCCCCCACGGAGAAGACUAUCGAAGGAAAUAAGGCCGACACUCGGAAGAUUCACCUAAUCUUUAGGUCGCUUGGCCUGCCCAAACCCAGCCUUGACGAGGUCCAGCAGGUCCGUGACGCGUACAGGGCACUUUACAGAGCGAAUCGGAGACCUACGGCGGGAAGUGUCGAGACAUUGGUCCGCCUACGUGAGCGUGGGUAUCGCAUCGGCAUCAUCACCAACGGACAGAUCCAGGGUCAGACGGAAAAGGCCAAGGCCAUCGGCAUACUGCAUCUGACUGACCGAAUCAUCACAUCCGAGGAGGCUGGGCAUCGAAAGCCUGAUCGCCGUAUCUUCCAAUACGCCAUAGAACAGCUCGGCACCAAUCCUUAA
Molecule: messenger RNA, 480 nt
Organism: Trichoderma gamsii
Lineage: Eukaryota; Fungi; Ascomycota; Sordariomycetes; Hypocreales; Hypocreaceae
Exons: 2
Coding region: 1-480 (159 amino acids)
Source: RefSeq, a predicted model, not a curated record